Capronia epimyces CBS 606.96 is the source of this 2076-nucleotide messenger RNA. RefSeq lists its product as uncharacterized. The coding region runs from base 1 to 2076 and encodes 691 amino acids. NCBI's taxonomy places the organism in Eukaryota, Fungi, Ascomycota, Eurotiomycetes, Chaetothyriales, Herpotrichiellaceae. Gene Ontology annotation, molecular function: oligopeptide transmembrane transporter activity. Gene Ontology annotation, cellular component: fungal-type vacuole membrane. The transcript is spliced from 3 exons. The record is from RefSeq and is a predicted model, not a curated record.
AUGGCUCAGCCUGAGCCUGACCCGGACACCAAUACCACGGCGAGCGAGGACGGCGACGAGGCCACUCCGUUGAUUGAUGCAGAGGAUAGCGCAGGAAUGCCGCGGUCAACAGGCUGGUCACUCAUACUGCCAUGUGAAGGAUUCGCCUGGCGCUCUGUGGCCCUCGGAACAGCCAUCGGAGUCUUGGUAUGUCUGACCAACAUCCACUUCGGGCUGCAAACGGGCUACAUCAAUAUCAUGUCGAUGCCGUCCGCUCUGAUCGGAUAUGGCGCCUUUCAGGUGUUGAAGACACGGCUGGACUUCCCCUUCUCUCCCGCCGAGAAUGUCCUGAUCCAGACUGUCGCGAGCGCCGUGGGAGCCAUACCAGCCACGGCAGGGCUGGUCGGCGUGAUUCCAGCCCUGGAAUUCCUGACUAGCCCGGCCGACGGAGGCCCCGCGAAGACGUCGCUGGGCCGGCUUUUCGUCUGGUCUCUGGGCACGGCGGUGUUCGGGCUCACGUUUGCUGCUCUUCUACGCACACGCAUCAUUCUGAAAGAGCGGUUGAGGUUUCCUACCGGCACGGCGACUGCGCUGAUGGUCAACGUGCUGCAUGAGAAAGACAAGAUCAAGCCCUUGGCUUAUUCCGAACUUCCUACCGAAGAGAGCGCCGAACGAGCCAAUGGACAUGAUGAAGCACAAGACCGCCUGUUGUCCGACGAGGACGCGAUGGAGGUGCAGGAGCCGGCCAAGUAUUCUCACAUGGGCCUCAGCAACAUCUUUCUCGCCAUGUCCAUCUCUGGGCUCUAUACCAUUGUGACUUACUUCCUCCCCAUCCUCCGCAACAUCCCCCUCUUCGGGUCCGGAGCUGCACGGAAGUGGCUGUGGUCGUUCAACCUUUCCUGCGGCUAUUUCGGCCAGGGCGUCAUCACCGGUCCUCUGGUGCUGCUCAACAUGCUGGCCGGCGCUGUAGUAGGCUGGGCCAUGUUGUCGCCGCUGGCCAAGGCCAAGGGAUGGGCGCCCGGCCCCGUCGGCGACUGGGACACGGGAAGCAGAGGCUGGACCAUCUGGGUCUGUUUGGCCGCCAUGCUUGCCGACGCACUGGUCGACCUGGUCUGGUUCGUGGCCCAGAUGAUCCUGUCUGUACGACACCACCAAAGCCACCUCACUCGACUUCGACCCGACCACUUGCCCGACCAACAAGCACAAGCCGGCUUCCGCGUCAGGUCGGCCGGCGGAAAGACCAAGCCCGAGUUCGAGUUCGAGUUCGGCCGGCUCUGGCUCGCCUCGGCCAUGACGCUGUCGAUCGCCAUCUGUGUGGCCGCGACAGCCAUGACAUUUGGCCGAUUCAUGCCCGCCGCAGUCACCUUGUUCGCCACCGUCAUCUCGCUCCCUCUGUGCGUCAUGGGCGUCAAGGCCGUCGGGGCGACAGACCACAAUCCGGCCUCGGGAAUCGCCAAAAUCUGCCAACUGAUCGUCGGCCGGCUGGUGCCUCAAGCCAGGCCGCACGCCAAGUUGAUCAACCUCGUGGCGGGCGGCAUUGCCGAAGCGGGCGCCGUGCAAUCCGGCUUUAUGAUGCAGAACUUCAAAACCGGCCAUCUCAGUGGCUCGAGCCCGGACACCCAGUUCUUCGGCCAGGUCAUUGGCUCCGUCGCCGGCGCCAUAGUCGCCAGUGGCCUGUACAAACUGUACACGUCGGUGUACAGCGUUCCCGGCGACAUCUUCCAGGUGCCUUCGGCCUAUGUCUGGCACGCUAGCGCUGCCCUGGCCGUCGGCGAGGGCUUGCCUUCUCAUGCCCCGGUUUUUGCUGGCGUUACUGCCGCCAUCUUCGCGUGCUUCGCGGUGCUGCGCAUUGUCUACGGUCAGUCGAAAUGGCGCCCGUUCAUUCCCAUGGGCAUCCCAUUUUCCGUUGGGAUGUACAACGUCCCGAGCUUCACACUGGCACGAGCCCUCGGCGGUGUUGCCCAGUGGUACUGGACGUCACGGCUAAAGAAGUCGGGAACUCCCCUGAUGGUUUUUGCCAGCGGCCUGAUCCUCGGAGAGGGUCUGGCCAGCAUCGUCAAUCUCGGACUGGAAGCUUUUCGGGCGCCACACUUGUAG